Neocloeon triangulifer is the source of this 2112-nucleotide messenger RNA. RefSeq lists its product as uncharacterized. The record is from RefSeq and is a predicted model, not a curated record. The transcript is spliced from 8 exons. NCBI's taxonomy places the organism in Eukaryota, Metazoa, Arthropoda, Insecta, Ephemeroptera, Baetidae. Bases 305 to 1288 code for a protein of 327 amino acids.
GCCGCCGCCAGCCGAGGAUCGCUCGCGCCCUUUCAGUUCAGUUAGCCCUCUCUGCAUCACAAGUAGUGUGCUUGGUCGCUCUUUAAAAUCUCCCUCAGUCACCCUCGCUCGACGAGACGGGCACGGAAUCCGCCGCCGCUCCUUGCAACGUUUCAUUUAGCGACAGCCGAGAAUGGCGCAAAAAGUGUAAAACAGCCUUCAGGCAUCUGCUGAGCGGCAGAGAGUAAGGUCGUCUCUUCUCUUUCUUUUCCCCGUAUCUGUCGGGUGGCGAAAAAAAGCAACGGCUUGGCGAAAGGACUUGAUAAUGUGUGGUCAAAAGGAGAUGGCGAGACGGCACCGACAACAGCUCCUCCUUUCGCUGCCGCUGCUGCUGCUCUUCUUAUUCUGCUCAGAAUGCAGAGGGCUUCGAUUGAUGCAGUUGUCAAUUCCACCGUACGCCAGCUUGGGAAUGCCCGUGGCGAUGGGUUGCACCUUCGACACGGAGGAUGCGAACCUGUACUCGGUCAAGUGGUACAAGGACAACGCCGAGUUCUGCCGCUACAUGCCCAGCCAGCACCCAUCCAGUCUGCUUUUCCCAGUGCCCGGCAUCAUAAUGGACGAAAGUGGAUGCCAAAUGGCCAGCGUGCAGCUGCGAGAGGCAACCCUUGAGACGACGGGGACUUAUCUGUGCGAGGUUUCGACGGAAAAGCCCAAUUUCGAGACCAAAGUUCGGCUGGCCAAUUUGACCGUGAGAGCCCUGCCGUCCGAGUCGCCGCACAUCAGCAACAUGCACAGCUCGUACGCGCCAGGCGAAUGGGUCCUGGCCACGUGCACCGCCGCAAAGUCACUGCCCGCCGCUGAACUCCAGUGGAUGCUCAAUGGACAGCCAGUCGACUCUCUGUGGGUGACCACCUCUGUGCUUCGUGCCAACGGUCAUUCCGGUGACGACGACGAGGACAUCCUCAUGGACAGCAGCUACUACGGCCUGGACGACCGGAGAAACCCCGUCGCUCAUCUUUUGCCCCGCGAAGAUGAGCCGCACUUGGAAGCGACCAAGAGCAUAAUCAGAUUCCAGGCUCGUCCCGAGUAUUUUACUGGGCCCAAAAGGGAAUUUUCAUUGAGGUGCAUGGCUUCCAUUCAUGAGCAUGUUUGGCGUGCCGAGCGAAGACCCACUUUGGCUGGUCUGGGUGGCAAUCAGCGACUUGCAAGGCACGAAGAGCCUCACAAUGCUGCUUCAGGUCGUGCCGCGUCUCCUAUGCUUCUAUUGCUGCUUCUGCGAAUAAUUUUGGACUGCACCCGUGCCUCGUGAUUCGCUAACGUCGGCCCUUUGCUGUGAAUGUGAGCCCUCUCAUUGAACGAACUGGUUAAAAAAAGAGUUGUGCGGACCUGAAGCGAUUUGAUGAAAGUGGUGAUCAAGGGCCACGGAUAUAGCGCAAGUACACAGUGGUGCUGAUGAAAGAGGAAGUGUUGUGCAUUAAAUUUGUUACGAAUAUAUAUCAAAAGUGGUGAAAAUGAGGGACAAUGAAUUAAAUUAAUGUUUUAUAUUUCUUCCCCCCCUUUCAUUGUUUUUUCGCGUUCAAGUGUCAAAUUACACAAAGCAGCAAUUUUUAAGAAAGAAAUGUGUUGUCGCUGUCGCUUUUCUCUAAAAAGUAUAAUAUAAAUGUCACUCAAACCCGUUCUGUAUGUCAAAUUUAAAACACUUUUCACCCUGCUGCUAAAACACAAAACAUGCCCCAAAAUUGUUGAUCAAUCGAGGAUAAGUAUUUAAUUUUUCUUCCUUAUCUUUUAACAUUGUACAAGUAUGCGUUCUUGCGUUCCUGGUUGAAAGUUUUAUUCUAAAUAUAAUCUCAUGCCAUACUUUAUUUCUUAAGCAGAAUGUUAUUUCUUCAAUUCUUAAUGCAUCCUAACGUCGCAAAAACAUAUGUGGAGUUAAAACAAAUAACUGAAAAUGAUAAUUGAUGAAAUUGAUAACAAAUUACGAUUUAAAAAAGGAAAGAAUCAUUCGGCCAACCAUCAUUUGAUAUAACUGUGUCCCAUUGCACUAAAAUGUUUAAAUGAACCCAUGCUUGUUUAUAAUUUGCUGUUAAUUAAAAGCAGAUCAAAUAUACUGAUGUGCAUAAAUAAAUAUCUUAC